This is a messenger RNA of Macroventuria anomochaeta, 1053 nucleotides long. Its product is annotated as glycoside hydrolase family 76 protein. The transcript is spliced from 2 exons. Lineage: Eukaryota; Fungi; Ascomycota; Dothideomycetes; Pleosporales; Didymellaceae. The coding region runs from base 1 to 1053 and encodes 350 amino acids. The record is from RefSeq and is a predicted model, not a curated record. Gene Ontology annotation, biological process: carbohydrate metabolic process.
AUGAAGUACAUCCCUUCACUGACUGUUGUGUUCCUGUUGUUGGACACAGCAUAUGCCGACUACGCAAGCGAUGCGGAGUCCGCUAUCAAGCUGCUUCAGGACAAAUGGUAUAACACAGAGACCGGCUUAUGGGAUGAUAUGUGGUGGCAGUCCGGCAACAUUGUAGAGACCAUCGCCAAAUUCGGCAAACAGGACGUACACUUCAAGCAAGCAGCAAUCGACAUCAUCUCCAAUACAUACGAUAAGUCACCAAAUCAGAAGGGCUACAACAACUGGAAGAAUGACUUUUACGACGAUGAAGGCUGGUGGGCUAUGGGCUGGAUAGCCUCAUACGACUUAACCGGCGAUGUCAAAUAUCUCGACACCGCCAAAAAUCUCUUUGAAGACAUGACCGGCGGUUGGACGACACCUUGCAAAGGCGGUAUCUGGUGGAACAAGCCCAAGGAAUCCAUCGCAUCCAUAUCCAACGAGCUUUUCCUCGCCGUUGGCGCAUCCCUGGCCAACCGUGUCUCGGCCGAGGAGAAAGCCGACUAUCAGAACUGGGCGCAGAUGGAAUGGGACUGGUUCUACAACUCCGGUGUCAUCAACGGCGACAAACUCAUCAAUGACGGCGUCGAUCAGACAUCUUGCCAGAACGAUGGGAAGACAACUUGGACGUACAACCAGGGCGUUGUACUCACCGGUCUUUCUGAACUAGCUAGAGCGAAAGGCGAUGGCGAUCUGAUUCGCCAUGCCAAUGAACUCGCCAACGCCUCAAUGAGUAAACUGAGCGAUAAUGGCAUCUUGAACGAGCCAGUUGAUCACCCGCUGGAUCAGCAGGGUGCUAUGUUCAAAGGCGCAUACGUCAGAGGGCUGUCCACGCUAAAUGAGAACGAGGGCCAGCAAGCAUACACUGACUUCCUGAAGAAGAACGCUGAUUCGGCGCUGGCGAAUGCUAGGAACGGUGAUGGUGUUAUCAGGGAUAGGUGGCAGGGUGGAUCGGAUGGGUCCAAUGCGGCGAGUCAUGCGGCGGGUAUCGAUGUGCUGGUUGCUGCUGCGCAGGCUUCGACUUGA